Ricinus communis (castor bean) is the source of this 802-nucleotide messenger RNA. Its product is annotated as E3 ubiquitin-protein ligase RING1. The record is from RefSeq and is a predicted model, not a curated record. Lineage: Eukaryota; Viridiplantae; Streptophyta; Magnoliopsida; Malpighiales; Euphorbiaceae. The transcript has a single exon. Gene Ontology annotation, biological process: protein ubiquitination. The coding region runs from base 157 to 726 and encodes 189 amino acids.
UUAGAUAAUGAUUUAGUAUUUAGCUUCAAAUAGAAUACUAAAAACUCUUAUAUAAGUCUAAAGCCAUACUCUUUCUACUGCUAUUACAAUUCUUAAACCAUUAGCCCAACCAAAGCAAUCAACAACAGAAAAAUCAUACUGCAGCAGCUAAUUCCUAUGUCUCUUUAUCAACCACCGCCACCGCUACCGCUACCGCCACCGCCACCGCCACCGCCUCCGCCUCCGCCUCCGCCUCAUUCUCUGUCUUUGUAUAGCAAUGAUUUCAUGCAACAGUUACUGGGUGUUUUAAUUGGAGCACUAAUAUUAAUGCAAAUAGCAGCAAUUUACAUAUGCAUUAAAUCCGCAGCAAGGUUCUUUUAUCAAACCCAAAACCACAAUGAUACAGAACAAGGACGUCCCAGAAACCGACCACCACAGCCACAGCCAGGAAACCAACUACCACGGCCGCAGCCAUUGCCGCCCGAGAGGAUGGCGAGAGCGAAGGUUAUAGUAAUAGCAGGGCGUGUUUUUGAGUACAAGAGUGAAGUGCAGAAACCGAACGUGUUUUGCAGGGAAUGUGUUAUUUGUUUGGAAGAAUUUAAAGAUGGUGAAGAGUGUAGGAUCUUCACAAAGUGCAACCAUUUUUAUCAUAAGGGUUGCAUUGAUAAAUGGCUGAUUAAGCACCGGCAUUGCCCGAUUUGUCGCGAAUCUGUUCGGCCUCGGGCUAAUGAUCAUAUUCCGGUUUAGAGGCAAUAUAAAGCUGUAGGUAGAGACGAAGAUAUAUACAUAUAGAUAAUAUAUAAUAAUCUUUAUUUUUGUUUCA